AUGACUACCCUUCAAAUGUCAAUGUUUCACCUAUUCACCAACUCUUUCACACUUUGGGACGACGCAUACGGAUGUCCGAAAAAUUUGACAACGAUGCGAUUCGAGCGACCAGUUCUUGGUGGCUUUUUUGUAUUUUCCGGUUUGCUGUUCAUCGCUCUGUACAUUCCAUGCUUCUUGGCAAUCCUCAAAAAGAAAUCUCGUGCUCCAGUCUACCAGAUCAUGUUGGCUCUUGCUGUAUACGACAUACUAUCGUUGAGCAUCAAUUCAGUUUGUACUGGUAUUUUCGACAUCCUUGGUAUAUCAUUUUGCAAUUAUCCCAUUCUCAUUUUCUGCCUCGGCGCCACAGUUGGUGGCUCGUGGAUGUCUGGAUGUUUGGCAUGUGUGCUACUUGCUGUUGAAAGAUGUGUUGAGAUUAGUCCACAAUUUCCAUUGGAGUUUUUGUUCAGUCAAAAUGUGUUCCCAGUUGUUAGAAUUCUGAUGGUUUUGUACACCAUAUAUUCAUACGUUUUUGUAAAAGCCCUCAUAUUUUCCGCGGAGUAUAGUUGUUGGUUUUUCGAUCCUAUGAUUGGAAAGGAUCCCCUCAUCUACCACAGCUAUCCGCAUUCCGUAAACAACUAUUCUGUUGGAAUAGCCACUACAGUACUUUACGUCUAUGUGGCAUAUCGAUUGAUCUACAAACACGGUUAUUCUACUUCAAUGUGGCUGUACAAGACUAAACGACAGAUUCUAUUCCAAGCGAUAACCCUGUGCAUUUUUCAUACCACAGCCGCAUUUAUCUACGAAUAUAUGCAAAUGUUUGGAGCUACUUUUGAACUAAUAGUGUUCAGUCAAUUCGUUUGGCAAUGGAGCAGUGGUGCAGUUUGUGUUGCGUAUUUGGUAUUUAAUCGAACUAUGCGAAAUAUGGUUGUGAGAUUAAUAAUACCAAGAACAGUAAGAAAAAAACGCGGUUGGUACAUUGGAGCAGACGAGCAUAUUGCUUUGGAACAAGCUGGAGGUGUAACGUUAUCAGCAGGGAUAGCUGCGAUAAAUGCUGCCGGAGGAACUGUAAAGUUUGAUAAUUUUGUGUUGAAUUGCACCAGUAGUUAG
Molecule: messenger RNA, 1086 nt
Organism: Caenorhabditis briggsae
Lineage: Eukaryota; Metazoa; Nematoda; Chromadorea; Rhabditida; Rhabditidae
Gene: Cbr-srt-11
Product: Protein CBR-SRT-11
Exons: 4
Coding region: 1-1086 (361 amino acids)
Source: RefSeq, a predicted model, not a curated record